UUGUCUCCUGCUUAUUGUGGCGGCGCCACCAGACUGCCGGAUUGCCAUUUUGGUAAAGGGAACCGUCUCCUUUGAGGUCGCUUGUCACGAUGGCUUCAAGAUUGGGCAACGAGGAAGCCAGUCUACUCUACGUGCCAUGCCGGGAUGCGGUCCGUAUAGCCGUAACAUAUCCUUGAUCAAGGAGUUCUGAGAUAGGCAGCAUACAUUUGCAAAGGUAUAAAGAGCUCGAUCCUCCCCUAUGUUCAUCAUCACAGCAUUCGCAUUCAUCACAGCAGAACUCAGAAGCCCAAGAGCUCAAACAGUGAAUCGCAAUGUCUUCCUUUCAGAUCUACCGAGCAGCUCUGCUGCUCUCCAUUCUUGCCACUGCCAAUGCUCAGCAGGUUGGAACCUACACCACUGAGACGCAUCCGUCUCUGACUUGGCAAACCUGCACCAGCAGUGGCAGCUGCACUACCAACAACGGCGCGGUGGUCAUUGAUGCCAAUUGGCGCUGGGUGCACUCGACCUCCAGCUCCACCAACUGCUACACCGGCAACGAGUGGGACACCUCGAUCUGUACCGACGAUGUGACCUGCGCUGCGAACUGCGCGCUCGAUGGUGCCACCUAUGAGGCGACCUACGGUGUGACCACGUCCGGCGACGAGCUGCGCCUGAACUUCGUCACCCAGGGCUCCAGCAAGAAUAUUGGAUCCCGGCUGUACCUCAUGAGCGACGACAGUACCUAUGAGAUGUUCAAGCUCCUCGGCCAGGAGUUCACCUUUGACGUGGAUGUGUCCAACCUCCCCUGUGGUCUCAACGGCGCGCUGUACUUCGUCGCCAUGGACGCUGAUGGCGGCACCUCAGAGUACUCUGGCAACAAGGCCGGCGCCAAAUACGGUACCGGAUACUGCGACUCGCAGUGCCCCCGCGACUUGAAGUUCAUCAAUGGCGAAGCCAACUGCGACGGCUGGGAGCCCUCUAGCAACAACGCCAACACCGGUGUUGGCGACCACGGCUCCUGCUGCCCUGAGAUGGACGUCUGGGAAGCGAACAGCAUCUCCAACGCCUUUACCGCACACCCAUGCGACUCCACCAGCCAGACCAUGUGCGACGGAGACUCCUGCGGUGGAACUUACAGCGCCAGCGGCGACCGCUACAGCGGCACUUGCGACCCCGACGGCUGCGACUACAACCCCUACCGUCUGGGUAACACGGACUUUUACGGCCCUGGCCUGACCGUCGACACGAACAGCCCCUUCACGGUCGUCACCCAGUUCAUCACCGACGACGGCACCUCCUCCGGUACCCUGACCGAGAUCAAGCGGUUGUACGUGCAGAAUGGCAAGGUCAUCGCCAACGGCGCUUCCACCUACUCCAGCGUCAACGGCAGCUCGAUCACUUCCGAUUUCUGUGAAUCACAGAAGACUCUGUUUGGCGAUGAGAACGUGUUUGACACGCACGGCGGUCUCGCGGGCAUGGGCGAGGCUAUGGCAAAUGGAAUGGUCUUGGUCUUGAGUUUGUGGGAUGACUACGCCGCUAACAUGCUCUGGCUCGACAGCGACUAUCCCGUUAACUCGUCGGCCUCGACACCGGGUGUGGCUCGCGGUACUUGUAGCACUGACUCGGGUGUCCCGGCUACUGUGGAGGCGGAGUCGCCUAAUGCGUAUGUUACGUACUCGAACAUUAAGUUCGGGCCCAUUGGCUCGACUUACUCCAGUGGGUCAUCUUCGGGGUCGGGGUCUAGCUCCAGCUCCAGCUCUACUACCACGAAGGCGACUUCGACGACCUUGAAGACUACCACGACGACCAGCAGCGGUAGCAGUUCGACCUCGGCGGCGCAGGCAUAUGGACAGUGUGGUGGACAGGGCUGGACGGGUCCGACCACUUGUGUGAGUGGAUACACUUGCACAUAUGAGAAUGCGUACUACUCGCAGUGUCUGUAGACAGUGCCUGAAGGGGGAUGAAGAAGCAGUGUGGGGGGAUUAGUUAGUGAACGGUAGUUAGCACACGUACUACAAUUUAGUUAAGAUUACUAGGGAGCAAUAUGACAUGAUCACUUGACGCCGAA
Messenger RNA from Aspergillus piperis CBS 112811, 2047 nucleotides. It is a transcript of the gene cbhB, whose product is annotated as putative 1,4-beta-D-glucan-cellobiohydrolyase. The transcript has a single exon. Gene Ontology annotation, biological process: carbohydrate metabolic process. Gene Ontology annotation, cellular component: extracellular region. Gene Ontology annotation, molecular function: cellulose binding; hydrolase activity, hydrolyzing O-glycosyl compounds. Bases 312 to 1922 code for a protein of 536 amino acids. The record is from RefSeq and is a predicted model, not a curated record. NCBI's taxonomy places the organism in Eukaryota, Fungi, Ascomycota, Eurotiomycetes, Eurotiales, Aspergillaceae.